CCAUAUAUCAUCAUGUUUUUCUCAAUUUCAGACUCUUCAGAGAAAUGGGCUCCUCCAAUUUCCCACAUGGAACUUAAUUUUGUAUCUGUAAUUUCCUCUUUGACAAACUCUGUUCUUUUUUUCACCAUCAUCUCUUCUGCCCUUUAAAGGGUCUGGUUUUCUUGACUUGAUUGACUUGAAAUUAGUUAACCCCAUAUGGUUUCUUGAGUAAAGUUACAAACUUUAUUCAUUUUCUGAGUUUCUUGAAGUGGUGGAAUGAAGAUGAGGAUUCUUGGGGGAGUGUUGCCACUGUUUGUUUUCAUUUGGGUGUUGCAGAAUAAACAUGGGAACUGUGAAAGACCUGAUGUUGUUAAUGUUGGUGCUGUUUUUGCUUUUGAUUCAGUCAUAGGUAGGGCAGCCAAGAAAGCUAUGGAGUUAGCAGUUUCUGAUAUCAAUGGGGAUCCUAGCAUCCUGAAUGGGACUAGUCUUAAUUUGAUUAUGGAGGAUUCUAAUUGCAGUGUCUUUAAGGGGUCCAUUGUAGCUUUACAGGUUAUUGAGAAGCAAGUGGUGGCAGUAAUUGGUCCACAGUCUUCUGCAAUAGCUCAUAUGAUUUCUUUCAUUUCAAAUGGUCUUCAUGUUCCUCUUAUCUCGUAUGCUGCCACUGAUCCAACACUGUCUUCCCUCCAGUUCCCAUUUUUCCUUCGAACAACACAGAGUGAUCAAUCCCAAAUGGAAGCUGUUGCUGACAUUGUCUACUUUUAUGAAUGGAAAGAAGUCAUUGCUAUAUUUCUGGAUGACGACUAUGGGAGAAAUGGCAUAGCUGCUUUAAAUGAUGCACUUGCUAAUAAAAUGUCAAAGAUCUCAUAUAAGCUUCCAUUACCUAUCAAUUAUGACAUCACUGACAUUAUGUAUGUGCUAAAUCAAUCGAAAUCAUUAGGACCUCGUGUUUUUGUUGUGCAUAUCAAUCCUGACUCCCAGUUAAGAUUCUUCAGCGCGGUCCAUAAGCUGAAAAUGAAUGGGAGCAAUUAUGUGUGGCUUAUGACUGAUUGGUUUUCUACUACUUUAGAUUCUUUCUCCCCGAAAAACAGAUCUUUUCUAAGCACUCUUGAAGGUGUAAUCAGUCUUCGUCCCUAUAUUCCACAAACUGCCCGGAAAAGAGAUUUUUUGGCUCGCUGGAGAAAGUUGCAGCAGAAUGAGCUGGUUCACUCAGGAUUGACUGCAUAUGGUCUUUAUGCUUAUGAUACUGUGUGGGUAGUAGCACGUUCGAUUGAUAACCUACUUCAACAGGGAGGGAACAUAAGCUUUUCUCUCAGCAAUAUGUUAAAUGGUACAACAAGUGAUAAAUUACAGCUUGGGAAACUUAAAGAAUUUGAUGGUGGAGGACUUCUAAUGAAUAUCUUAUCACUAACAAACUUCACUGGCUUGACAGGAAAGAUUCAUUUCAGUCAAGAUAGAAAUCUUAUUGGUAGUGGUUAUGAAGUCAUUAACAUUGCCAAACAGGAGAUUCACACAGUUGGCUACUGGUCAAAUUUUUCUGGUCUCUCGGUUUUACCUCCAAAAUCACUACAAAACAAAGAAACAGCUGCUACCAGGUUAAAUCAGAAUCUCAAGAGUGUAACUUGGCCUGGUGGGAAAAGCAAAACACCACGUGGUUGGGUUAUUGCUAAUGAUGAAAGACCCUUGAGAAUUGGAUUUCCAAGAAGAGCUAGUUUUACUGAGUUUGUGACGCUGAACGCCAGCCACAAUGUACAAGGUUAUUGCAUAGAUCUGUUUUACGAAGCACGAAAGCUUGUACCUUAUGAUAUUCCUUUCAGAUUUGUGCCAUUUGGUACUGGUCUUGCCAAUCCAGAUUAUGAUGCAUUCGUGAAUAUGGUUGCAACUGAUGUUUUUGAUGCAGCCGUUGGAGACAUUGCUAUUGUCACAAAUAGGACAAGGAUGGUUGAUUUCACUCAGCCUUAUGUGUCUACAGGCCUUGUCAUAGUAGCCCCCAUUGAUACUUCAAAAUCAAGUGCUUGGGUUUUCCUUAAACCUUUUACACUGGAAAUGUGGGGUGUUACAGCUCUUUCAUUUCUUAUAAUAGCAGUGGUCAUUUGGAUACUUGAGCAUCGCGUCAAUGAGGACUUUCGUGGUCCUCCAAAGAGACAGAUAACAACAAUGUUCCUGUUCAGCUUCUCGACACUAUUCAAAACAAACCAAGAGAAUACCGUAAGCACUCUUGGUCGAAUGGUAAUGGUGGUUUGGCUAUUCUUACUCCUGGUGAUCACAUCAAGCUAUACAGCAAGUUUGACAUCCAUCCUUACAGUGCAGCAACUUGCAUCACCGAUCACAGGAAUUGAUAGUUUGAUUGCAAGCAACUCAUUUAUUGGAUAUCAAGUUGGGUCAUUUGCCUAUAGCUAUUUGAAAGACAUUCUCAACAUAGCUCCAUCAAGAUUAAAAUCUCUACGAUCUCCAGAAGAAUUUGAAGCUGCUCUGCGGCAAGGCUCAGGAAAUGGAGGAGUGAUGGCAAUUGUUGAUGAACUUCCAUACAUGGAGUUGUUCCUUCAAAACCGUACUGAUUUUGGGAUCAUUGGUCGACCAUUUACUAAGAGCGGAUGGGGUUUUGCUUUCAAAAAGGAUUCUCCUCUGGCUAACGAUAUGUCAACAGCAAUCCUGAAACUGGCGGAGAGUGGGAAACUUCAAGAGAUACACGAAAAGUGGUUUUGUCAAUUAGGUUGUCCAACAGAUAGGAGAAAAGACUCGGGGCCUGACCAGCUCCACUUGAGCAGCUUUUGGGCACUCUAUCUUUUAUCUGGUGCUGUCACUGUCCUUGCUCUGUUAAUCUUUUUACUCAAGAGUAUUCGUCAAUAUAUACGAUACAAAAGGAAUCAUACGGACCUUUCUUCUCCCUCGAACACCAGAUGUUCACAUGUGAUCUACAGUUUCUUUGACUUCAUUGAUGAGAAGGAAGAAGCCAUCAAAAGAAUUUUUGCUCAACAAGAUAGUGCUCAAGCUCAAACAAAUGGAUCCUGAUCUUUCCUCGAAUAGUUUCUUAUUGAAGUAGAGUAUACAUGUUACUGAAAUUUAGGGAUACUUACUAGUUAGAGAUGCUAAUAUAUUACUCACCAACUGUAUAUGUCUUGUACAAAUGGAUAUACCAAAUGCAGGAUUUAAUGUAAAAAACUCUCAAUUCCCCUGGAGUUCCUUACAUAUUCUCU
Molecule: messenger RNA, 3173 nt
Organism: Solanum verrucosum
Lineage: Eukaryota; Viridiplantae; Streptophyta; Magnoliopsida; Solanales; Solanaceae
Product: glutamate receptor 3.7
Exons: 6
Coding region: 256-2988 (910 amino acids)
Cellular component (GO): plasma membrane
Molecular function (GO): glutamate-gated receptor activity
Source: RefSeq, a predicted model, not a curated record